Messenger RNA from Meloidogyne enterolobii, 316 nucleotides. NCBI's taxonomy places the organism in Eukaryota, Metazoa, Nematoda, Chromadorea, Rhabditida, Meloidogynidae. The record is from the annotation of a GenBank genome assembly.
UUUUUUCUCAUUUAUGGAAGUAAAUGAAGAAGAAAUCCCAGAGGGUGGAGGAGGAGGUUUAAGGCUUAGAGGAGUUAGUUUAGACAACAAUUCCCCUUUAAACGCAAACGAAUUUACUGAUGAAAGUUUAAGACGAGGGAAUGUUCCAAUAAUAUUUAGUAGUCAACAACAACAAAAUACCAGUUAUAGGACAGCUAGUAGUGUAAUUGUUGACCGUAGAAGAAUUCAACAUGUCAGGAUUCAAUUAGAGGGCAAGUUGAAUUUUUUGUUAUUUUUUAAGGGGGAGGGGGGGGGGAGGAAUGCUUUUUUAAUUUAA